AUGGCAACAACAAUGUUAACAUCAACUCCUACUAAAGAAAAGAAAAAAAAUUCAUCAUCAAAUAAACAAAAUCGAUCAAAUGUUGCUGGUACACUUAAACGUAAUCCAAAAUAUGAAUUGAAAAAAGAUGAACUUAUUCAAUUAUUAGGACGUUUUGAAGCUGAACUUCAAGCUAAAGAUAUUGCAUUAGCAGCAUUGAAGUCAGAAAAAGUGAAAACACUUUUAUCAAAUGCACGAUUUGGUCGUCUUAGUUGUCAAACUGAUCCUUAUGGUGCAUUACUUCGCGAUAGUGAACAUGUUAAAGAAGAUGUACUCAAUGAACAAAUACCAAUGAAAAAUGCAUAUGAAACACAACUUGUUCAACUUGAAGAACUUAUUAUUCAACAAAGAAAACAAGUACAUACAUUAAAAUUUGCACUUGAUGAUACACAACAAAGAUUUGCAUUGUUGGCUCAAGAACUUGAAAAUGAAAAAAAAGAAAAAGUUCGAUUACAAGCAUUUCAAAAUCAGUUAUUAAUUACUCAAGAAGAAAAAUUUCAAUUACGUAACGAACUCGAAAAUAUUAAAUCGCAGAAUCAAGAAUUAGAACAGCAAUUAGCUCAAGUAAUGAAAUUACUUGAACAUGAACAUGAACGACAUAAAAAAUUUGUUAUACUUCUUUUAAAUGAACGUAAACUUGAAAAUGAUCAUCAUCAAGAACAAUUAAAACAAUUAUCAAAUAAUUAUAUCAACGAUGAUACAAAACGUGAAGCAAGAUUUAAAGAAUUAGAACUCGAAAAUGAACGUAAUAAACAAGUUUUAACAUCACGUAUUCAACAGUUACAAAGUGAAAUUGAUUUAUUAGUCAAAGAAAAAAAACAACAAACGAUAACAAAUAGUGUUUCAACAUUGGAAGGAGAAUUGACUGAAACAGUUUCUAAACCUCAAUUAAAACCUCGUCAAUUACCAUCAACAGUGCCUCAAGCACCUCUUUCAACAAAUGAUCUACCAUCAUCACCGUCCAAUCCAGAAAAACCGUUCGUAUCAACGACAACAACAACAACAACCACAGGUGGUAUUCGCCGUCCAACUAUUAUUCCAGCACCAUCAGCAUCAAAAAAGACUAAUAAUCCAAUAAAAAAAGCCGGAGUUGUUCCUCUAUCAGUUGCACCACAUACACAACAAACAUCAUCAAUGACAAGUUCAACAUCAUCCAUUCCUGAAUUAUCUGUAUCACCAGUACCUACUGUUGCUAAACGUAAUGUCAUACCUACUCGUUCAAUAUCAAAUGUUCCUCAAUCUCCAAUGCUUUCUAAUCUUCGUUCAUCACCAAGCAAUAGUCAAACAUCAACAUCAUCUAUUCCGACUGUUACAUCAACAACAGGAAAUAAUGUUCCACGUGGUGGUGGUAUCCCUCGUUUGACAAAAAAUCCUCAUCAAAUUGUUAAACCGACAACAACAACUGGUCCAGCGAAGCGAUCUGGCCAGACUAGUUUUUCAUCAGAACACCAAAUUGAUGAUCUACGAACUUUGUUAGAAACCAUUCAUACAGUUGCUGAAAAUCGUUUAACUUCUCCAACAGAUGUUGUCGAUUUACCAUCAAACACAGACAAAAGCGAUCUAAAUUCUACAACCUCAUCAUCAUCAUCAUCAUCAUCAUUAUCAUUAUCUUCACAUUCUGACAUAACACUUUUCAGAGCUGCUGAAAAUGGAGACACAGAACAAUUAGUGAAAUUUCUUAAACUUGGAUCUAAUCCAAAUAGUCAAAUGUUCAAUGGAAAUACAUGUCUUCAUCUAUCUGUAACUAAUGGACAUAUUGAAUGUAUUCGUCAUUUACUUAAAUUUGGUGCUAAUCCAUUACUUGAAAAUAAUCUUGGUUUAACACCAUGGAAUAAUCUAUCGAAAUUAAAUGAAACAAUCAAACUUGAAUGUCUACAAAUAUUUAUAGAUAUUAGUCAAAUUCUACCACCUAUGGACUUAAUAUUUGAUUCUAUUGAACAUAAUCAUAUAAGUACUUAUGAUUAUUUAUUAUUAAUUUUACAUGAAGAAUUAAAAGCUGAUCCUUCAUAUUGUUCACGCUUAUUACGGAUAGCAUUACGAUCGUCUAAUACAUAUUUUCUCGAACGUCUAUUUGCUAUUAUAUCUAAACAAGACUUUAUUCAAUUUAUUAAUCCUAACACAUUUAUUUCGAAUGAAUGUCUUGCUGUUUUAUCAGCAUUAGAUAAUGAAGAAACUGAAUCGAAACCUAUUAAUUUAAUCGUUCGUAUUUCAUCAUCUAGUGGUGAACAUCGAUAUUCAUAUGCUAUUGGUAGAAUAUCUGUAACAACAGAUUUAUCUUGGCUUGAACUUGAACGAACAUGUAUAAAAAUAUUUAUUGACCAUAUCACACAAAUCGAUUCACCAUUUGAUUAUAUUAAAUCUUCUAUUGGUUGUACAGCAAAUCAUAUUGAUACAAUAGCACUUGGUUUAACUAAAUGGCAUUAUCAAGAUAGUCCAAAUGAUGAAUCACCUAUACCAUAUACAGUUGCAUAUGAACAAGAUACUAUAACUAUUCAACUUAAAGGUAUUCAAAUGAAUGCUACAGAUUCUUUAGCAUACCAUUAUUUCAUCCCGAGUCAAAAUUUGAAAAAUUUUAUUCGCUAUAUUGAACAAAAUCCUUAUGUUGGAGUUUAUGGUGCAGCACAUUUACAGAAAAAAUCAUUAUUUGAAGAUCUUAUGAGAUAUUUUGAACGACCAAUAGGUUUUUCAUCUAAUCCUAAAUUUCAAGUGAUCAGAUUUGAAUUUGAAAGUGUUACAAGUUUAGAUGAUUGUAUUGAUGAACUUGUUGAACAAAAUUUUUUUCGUACAUAUCAAUGGUCAAAUGAACAACAAUUGUCUACAAAAUAUUUACUUUAUUUUGCUAAUAUACAAAAUAGUGUUGGUACUGAUAUACUUAAUUUAUUAUUAAAUGGUGAAUCAAUUUCUGAUACAUGUCAACAAAUAUCCUAUUCGAGAGAAGAAGAUUCAAAAUCAACAAUAAUUUAUUAUUUUCCAUCAAUCUUUCAUAUAUUUACUACAAUGAGUAAACGUACAUGGUCAACAGAAAAUGAAAUUUAUAAAAAAUUUAAAUGGAUACCAUUUAAAAUUGAUAAUGUACCAUGGAAUGGUUUACUUAAACGACAAUUAUGGAGACGUAUGAUUGAUAUAAAUAUUCGUGAAAAUCGAUCCAUUAAUAAUGAAUUAAUUAAAACAUUACAAUGGAUAACAAAUAUAUGGCAACGUUAUAAUGAAUGUUUACAAAAAUUGAGUCUUCAAGAUGCAUUACUUGGACCUGCAUUAUUUUUUGAUUGUCCAAUGGAACGUGAAGCUAUUUUCGAUUGGUUACAAACAAAAUGGAAUACAAUAGUAGCACCAUUUGUUCGUGAACUUUCCAUGAAUAAAUGUGCUCAACCAAAACCAAAAGGGUCACAAUCGGCAACGGCAGCUGCUACAGCUAUUGCUUCAUCAUUACGUGCCAAUAGUCUUGAAAUUAGUACACCUUAUGAAUCAGUGGCAUGUACAGCUUUGUAUGUUUUAUUACAUCGAGCUGUUUCACGUGAUUGUCCAUUGACGGGACAAGAACGUGAACAAUACUUAUUAAAUUUUGUUGGCAGUCGUUUGGAAGGUGGUGGUUCGUCAUCAAUGAUUUCCUCGGCAGCAUCAAGUCGUGCUAGUACUCCUCAACCAUCCAAUUAUUGUGACUUUGUAUCAAUACAACUUGAGUGA
This is a messenger RNA of Rotaria sordida, 3723 nucleotides long. NCBI's taxonomy places the organism in Eukaryota, Metazoa, Rotifera, Eurotatoria, Philodinida, Philodinidae. The record is from the annotation of a GenBank genome assembly.